GUUACUUGAAUAGGGUCCCACGCACAGCUUAAGGCAAAAUCUGAAAGGGGGUACGCAGGUUCGUUCUGCGCUAUGGUGACAAUCAGUAGCACCUCCCGUGGUUACAAAAGAUCUGUUUAAUAGCGGUUCUAUGCGCAAUAGACUGCUGUCGACUCUGACUACGCUGAAUUAGUCCGCAACAUUUGCAGGCAUCCAGUCACACCAGGACAGGGAUAUAAGAGGAUUUCACUGCUUUGGUCACCAUGACAGACACUAUGAUGGGCACACGAGGUAUGUACUCACAGCCUGGACCUAGCACCAGUUCAGAGCUGACCGACGAAGAAAAGGAAAUCAUUAACAGUGUGAUUGCCCGAGCUGAAAAGAUGGAGGCCAUGGAACAGGAGAGGAUUGGACGUCUGAUGAAUCGUCUGGAUAACAUGAAAAAGACUGUGUGUGGCGAUGGGGUGUCUCGCUGCUUGUUGUGUGGAGAGCAGUUUGGUGCCCCAGGAGUCAGCUCUGUCGUCUGUGAAGACUGCAAAAAGAACAUGUGCACAAAGUGUGGCAUGCAGAAUAACAGCCGACCGCGGUCUGUAUGGCUGUGUAAGAUUUGCAGUGAACAGCGAGAGGUAUGGAAGCGAUCUGGGGCAUGGUUCUUUAAGGGCCUCCCUAAGCAGUUUCUGCCUUCACCCAUGCCCAUAUCCAAAGCCAAAGAGCCUAAAUCCCAGAACAUUCCAGAGAACACAACUGCUCUUGCUGCACCUGUAGCCGCUGCCCAGCCUCAGGCACACUCUAGAGAUCUAGUGGAGAGACAGGCAUUUGGUCCAGAUACACAGCCAGCAGCUGCAGAGCUCACAGCACGUCCACCCAAUGCUCCCAAACCACCUGUGGCUCCCAAGCCUGCUAGCAUCAGUGGCACCUGUUACUCAGAAGCAGAUGGUUCUGUAGUGAUGAAAAAGGCUGUUGCUGUCCAUAGCACCAGAUCACCCCUAUCCACUCCAGGUCUUGUAAGCCAGCAGAUUACUACUGUUCACGAAGGAGACAGGGGAGCGUACAUGAACACUGGGCUGCAGGACAGAGCACCUCCUACAGAGAGGGAAGAGAGAACUCGGCCUGCCAUUUACAACCCCUCACAUGCCCGUCAUCAGGCACCUCCACCAGAGGAUGAUGAUGAUGAUGCAAACAGCUAUGACUCUGAUGAAGCUACAACUCUGGGAGCACUUGAAUUUAGCUUGCUUUAUGAACAAGAACAUAACAGCCUUCACUGCAACAUCAUCAGAGCUAAGGGUUUGAAGCCAAUGGAUUCCAAUGGCUUGGCUGAUCCCUAUGUCAAGCUGCAUCUGUUACCUGGUGCAAGCAAGUCAACUAAGUUACGCACCAAGACUCUCCGCAACACUCGUAAUCCUGCCUGGAAUGAGACUCUGGUAUACCAUGGGCUGACAGAUGAUGACAUGCAGCGCAAAACCCUCAGAAUUUCUGUUUGUGAUGAGGACAAGUUUGGGCACAAUGAGUUUAUUGGUGAGACCAGAAUAGCUCUGAAGAAAAUAAAAUAUAACCAGAAAAGGAAUUUCAAUGUAUGCCUAGAGAGAGUGGUACCAACAAAGAGAACAGCAACUGCUGGAACUGCUAGGGGAAUAUCCCUUUAUGAAGAUGAGUCUGGUAAGGACGGAACAGAGGUGGAGGAGAGAGGACGUAUCCUGAUCUCCCUAAUGUAUAACAGCCAGCAGAGUCGUCUCAUCGUGGGUGUAAUCCGUUGUGUUCACCUAGCAGCCAUGGAUGCUAAUGGAUACUCUGACCCCUUCGUCAAAAUAUGCCUAAAGCCAGACAUGGGGAAGAAGGCUAAGAACAAGACCCAGAUUAAGAAGAAGACCCUAAACCCUGAGUUCAAUGAAGAAUUUAGCUAUGAAAUCAAGCAUGCAGAGCUGGCCAAGAAAACCUUGGAUAUCUCUGUGUGGGAUUAUGAUAUUGGCAAAUGCAAUGAUUAUAUAGGAGGGUGUCAGCUGGGCAUCACUGCCAAAGGAGAGCGUCUGAAGCACUGGUAUGAGUGCCUCAAGAACAAAGACAAGAAGAUUGAGCGCUGGCACACCCUGCUUAAUGAGAAUCAUAUCUCCAGUGAUUAAGACUUGUGAUGAGUCUUCAUGCAUGCCUUAGAUAAUUACCCCAACCCUAGUUUAACCUUGUUCUUUUUGCAUUCCCUUGCUUCCCUUAUUCUCCACUAAACUAAAGUUUACAUAUUCUCUCAUAUCAUACCCUCUUACUGCUAUCUGCCAUCACAGAUUGUCCCUGUGUGUUUCCAACAAGGGGAAUGUUUGAAAAAAUUGGCAAUGAAUUUUGGGAGUUUUGUCAGCUUCAAACUAUAACUUCAAACUAUAAAGAAAAAAUCAAGCAGUAGUGGAGUUAAGGCAUGCAGCGAAAACAUAUGCUCUUAGUUUGUUGCUAUAGCCUAGCCAAAAAAAAACACAAAAAAAAACCAAAAACAAACACACACACACAAACACACACACAAAGAGAAACAUUUAUUUAUGUACUUUGGUCAUUGACACUGCCAAUUAUAAACAUUUACCCUGUUGAAGGCACAUCUUAACAUAUCUGCAACCCUUGGACAACUUAUUAAAGGCCCCCAGUCUUUCCUAAAAUCACUGUAAAAAACUAAAGUUUACACUCAUUGGGCAUUGUUCAUCAUAUCUAUAUGCCUUUGUUAAAUAUUGUGGUAGCUUGAUACUCCAUGUCUUAAUACAAAAUAAAGGAAACAGUGUUUACUUUUAUUGGCAUGGUAUAAGAAUGAUAUUUAUACAUUUAAACAUAUGUUAACAUAAAUGUUACAUAUGUUAUCUAGACCAAACAAGAACUGAAAAAAGGUAUAGUUAAGAUAAAACCCACUGGAAUUUAACAUAUAAGAUCCAGUGGUCACUAACAAAAUGUUUACAUGGGUUGCCUGGUAGAUUAUAAUUCUUGAAAUGGGAUCAUCAGUUUAGCAGUACAGCUGCAUUACUUGGGUCAACAUGCUGUUCCGUAAAUCACUGUUACAGCUCAAUUAAUGCCUAUUCACUUGAGCUAACAACUCAAGAAAACCACAAACGCCUAUAACCAUGCAGUUUAUAUAUUGCACAUUUAUUAUUUGAUACCAGUGACAUAUUGGAGGUACAAAUAAAAAGGAAUUUGUGAGUAAAGCUUAAAAGAAACUUUAGUUUUACAUCAGCAUGAUCCCAGAUUUGAUGUCAAUGGAAGAACUAGUGUUUAUUGUUUUUUUUGUUGUUGUUUGUUAUAGUUUAGUUUAUAUGUUUGCCUGUUUGAUUAGGUGGGGAUAUUUAAAUAUUGAGUAUGCACCUGCAUGAUGUAGAUUAUCAGUCUGUAUCCAUUUUAUGUGGUCUACUGGUGAAGAAUUAGACGUAUAUUAUUAAUGUUAUGAUUUAAUACAUGCAAAACAUUGAUGUUAUCGUCCUCAUUUACAAUACGAUACAAAGAUAAAUAUAGAAGCUGCAUGUUGGAGCCAUCCUUUUGCCUGUAAUGUCCAAAUUAAAGGACACAUUUCAGAAAUGCCCUUACAUAAGGAUCUGCUCCAUUUUGCAUGCGAAAUGUGCGUGUCACCUCCAAACCCUGAGUUUUAUUACCUGUCUCCAUUUACUAUAGAGGUGAUCCUUAUAGUUUGCUCCUCUUGCACAAAGGCUCGUCUAUGGGAGUGUAGACCUCUGUGGCUCAAACCCCUGAAGCUUUGCCUUGUAGCUAUUGCCCAUUGACCUGUGAACAUUUAAGCAAAGCACACAUUACUGUACAAUGGAAUGACCUCAGAGUUUUUGCCAUUGUAGCUCAUGUAGGCUAUUUAGCUUUGAAUUUAUAGAUGAAAAGAAUAUAUUGUAAAAUGAAAUGAGUUAACUUUACCUGAAAGCUUUGCUGGUACUGAUUGCUUUGAAUCAAAUAUAUGCUACUAAGAAUGAUCAGAACUUGAAUUAAUUCUGCAUUAUUAUGUACUAUAUGGCCAAAAAUAUGUGGACACCUGACCAUCACUCCUAUAAGAGCUUGUUAGAUAUUCCAUUCCUAUUAUGGGCAUCUAUAUGGUGUUCGCUGCCUCUUUGAGGCUAUCAUACCCACCCUUCUGGGAAGGCUUAACAAGAUUUUGAGUAGAGAUAUUGUGAGAAAAUUUGUGUGCAUUCAAAAGAGCUUUUGUGAGGUCAGGCACUCAUGUUGGACAUAAAAGCCUUGCUCAUAAUCACCAUUCUAAUUAAUCCCAAGAGUGUUUAGUGGAGUUGAGGUUAUGGAUAUGCACGGCCAACUAGAGUUCCUCCACACUAAACUCUUCAGGCCAUGUCUUUAUUGACUUAACUUUGCACACUGGGGCACAGUCAGGGAGACAGGGAAGCAUCUUCCCUAAACUGUUGCCACAAAGGUGGUAGCAUAUAAAUGUCUAAAAUGUUUUGUAUGCUGUAGCAUUAAAAUUACCUUUACUUGGAUCUAAGGUACCCAAACCCUGAAGCACAACUUCAGACUAGUAUUCUUCCACUGUCAAACUGUUGGCACUAUGCAUUCCAGUAUGUAGCAUUAUUACUGGCAUCCAAAAAACCUAGAUUUAUCAAUCAAACUCCCAGAUUGAUUAAUCAUUUUAGAGAUCUACUGCUCCAGAGUCCAGUGGCAGCAUACUUUACACCACUCCAGUCAAUGCUUGUCAUUUUACAUAAUCAUCUUUGCCUUGUGUAUAGCUGCCCAGCCACAGAAACCAAAUAUAUGAAGCAACUGAUUCACAGUUCUUGUGCUGAUGUUGCUACCACUGAAUAUUAACUGAUGCAACAGCUACACGCUUAAGCACUUGGCAACUCCUGUCUGUGAGUUUGCAUGGUAUAGUGCUUCACUGCUAAACUGUUGUAGAUGCUUUAAUUUCACAGUAAUAACUCAGUUGACUGGGACAGAACUAGUAGAGCAGAAAUGCAAUGAGCUUGGCAAAAGGUGGCAUCCUAUGACAGUGCUGCAGUUUUAGUCACUGGGAAUUUGUAUGAUUAUCCAUUGCAUGGCUAUGUGGUUGAAUUUAUGCUCCUAUUAACUAGGAUGGGGUGGGGGGUGGGGGGUUAAACCUCUGACCUCAGUAGCUUGGAGAGCUGACCACCUACUUUUGGCCGUAUAGUUUAUACGGGUACUGCAGAUGGAAAUUCAUUAGUUUGCUAUCCCCGGUGCAAAGCACCUCUUCUCAUUUGAGAUGAAUAUUUUUUGUACACGGUCCCUGACAAAAUAAAUUAAAUAAAGCUAAAAGUGUAGCAUAUACCUGAUCACCAGUUAGUUUGCUAUUAUAUUUGCUAUAACCUGAUUAUAUCAUCACACAAGUUUAUUCAUGCAAUUUUGUUUUUCUUUCCAGCACUGCUAUUUGUUUGACACAAUGCAUAACAUUAUUGAUGUUAUCGUCCUCAUUUACAAUACGAUACAAAGAUAAAUAUAGAAGCUGCAUGUUGGAGCCAUCCUUUUGCCUGUAAUGUCCAAAUUAAAGGACACAUUUCAGAAAUCUGGAAUCCUUGAGACUGAAAACUGAGUAUGAAAUGAAGGGCCAUAUAAAAAAAAGACAACUUUGUGACAACUAAUCUUUAGGACACUGAGGUGCAUACCCUUAUAGUGUAUCAGGCUCUCCAUCUAGUGUGGUGUGAGUUCAACCUGAAUUCUGGCCUGAUAACUAAACAUCUCAGACAGACGCUUGUUAAUUUAUUUGUCUACUUAUUAGUUCCCAUCCUACUGAGAAGCAUGACUAUUCAUGUUAGUGUGCAUAUCUUGAAAUAAAGUGCUGUUUUAUUCAAUCAUGAUCAGUUUGUAAAUAUAUAGUGCAUGCAUUUCUGAGAACAGAAAUUCUUGUACACUGUGUAUGCAGAACAUUGGAGACACCUUCCUAAUAUUGUGUUGAAAUCCCCCAUGACCUUAAAAUGGCCUUAGUUUGUUAAAAGAUGGGCUCAACAGUGCUGAAAGCAUUAAAAAUGCUGGCCCAUGCUUGUACUUGUGCAUCCCAUGAUUGAAGUUUGCUCAUCAUGUCUACUUUAAAAAAUAUUUUAUACCUUGGAUGUGCAAAUAAAGUGAAAUUUAAGCAUGGCCCUGAACUAAGAUGAAUGUUUUUGUUAUGUUGAACCACAAAUACACAUUACAAUCCAUGUACAAGUGUCAAACACCAGGAAUUCAUCACUGCAAGGACAACUCACAGUUGUCAUUUUUUCUCUCUGAAAGAAUAGGAACUCUGUGAGUUCUCCACCUGCUUCAUUGCAUAUUGGCAAGUUGCAACAUGUUGUGCAUUCUUUUAAUAGUCCUUUUGACAUGAGUGUUGUAUUGGAUUCUUGUUGUAACUGUGCCAUUGAUCUUCAAGGAGUCUUUUUUACCAUUUCUUUGACAUCUUUUGAGCUCAAAGAAAAAAAAAAUCCAACCAAGCAGAAAUACAAUUUUUGAUGCAAAUAGUAUAGCACAUACUAAAAUAGCACUUACUACUGUAUAUCUGGUUCAAAUGCAUGUUUUUUUCCUUUUUUUCCCUACAUGUAAACAAUCUAUGUCUCUGUUGUCUAUAAGCCUCAAAAUUCUUCCUUGAUCUGUCUUCUUCUCUUCAUCAACAUUGAAUGAUUUGUUCAUAAAGUGAACUUAGAUAUGCUCUUAGCUUUCGCCUGUAUUCACCUGAGAUGUCUAUUUCAAAGAAAAAGUUGGUGUCCUUAAUGCUUUGUGCACUGUACAGAGUUGCAACUCUUUUUGCAUGUAUUUUACUUGGUUUCAUUCAGAAAGGCCAAUAAAUGCUAAUGUAAGUAUAA
Molecule: messenger RNA, 6731 nt
Organism: Electrophorus electricus (electric eel)
Lineage: Eukaryota; Metazoa; Chordata; Actinopteri; Gymnotiformes; Gymnotidae
Gene: rph3ab
Product: rabphilin 3A homolog (mouse), b
Biological process (GO): regulation of calcium ion-dependent exocytosis; spontaneous neurotransmitter secretion; exocytosis
Cellular component (GO): neuron projection; synapse; postsynaptic membrane
Molecular function (GO): small GTPase binding
Source: RefSeq, a predicted model, not a curated record